CUUUUCUCCUUCAACAGGUCAAAGAAACAAACCAUAACACUGCUUAGCAUUAUCACACCUCCACGAUGGUGAUGUCUACCUUUCUGAGCUUCAUUUUCCCGCCGCCUCCUUCUCUGGUGGUUUCUACCAUGUCAGUGAUAAGCCUCGUCUCACUGGCAAAUGCUGGUUUGUCAGAAAUUAGAGGGAAGCAUUUGAACUAUUCCAAGUUUUGGAAUGUUAACCCUUCUUCGGAAAAGCAGACAAAGUUGUCAAGUAAAGCUGGCAUGCUUCUGUUAUACACUCCUGCUUUUCUUGCUGGCCUUGCUUCCUUCUGGAUCUUUCCUCAUGAAGGUCUCAGAUCCACCCUCCUUCAAUUUGCGGUUACCCUGCAUUUCUUCAAGAGGGACUUUGAGGUUCUGUUUAUUCACAAAUAUAGUGGCGGCAUGCUUCUUGAUUCUGCAAUCCCCAUCUCUCUGAGUUAUUUCCUAUCAGCUGCGACUAUGGUCUAUGCUCAACACUUAACACAAGGGCUUCCAGAACCACCAAUCAAUCUGUUGUAUCCUGGCAUUGUGAUGUUUGUGAUUGGCAUCAUUGGCAACUUCUACCACCACUACCUUCUGUCCAAUUUGAGGGCAAAGGGUGAAAAGGAGUACAAGAUUCCAAAGGGUGGCUUGUUUGGGAUUGUGAUAUGCCCCCACUACCUUUUCGAGAUUAUUCAGUUUUAUGGGAUCACCUUCAUUUCUCAGACACUAUAUGGAUUAUGUUUCUCUUUAGGCACUACAUUCUACUUGCUAGGUAGGAGUUAUUCAACUAGGAAAUGGUAUCUUUCUAAGUUUGAGGAUUUCCCUAAGAAUGUUAAGGCUAUCAUCCCAUUUGUCUUCUAAACUGGCAUAUGAACAACCAGUUUUACUUGAGUUAUAUGUGUGGUAGGUUGUGUUUUUUGGAACUGUAACUCACCAAUAUCAGAAUUUUGGUGAUUCAAUCGGUUAUUGUAACUUAGGGUGAUUAUUUGUAGUGAAUAUAUUGAAAGAGGAAAAGAAGUACCUAACUUUAUCUAA
This is a messenger RNA of Vigna angularis (adzuki bean), 1037 nucleotides long. RefSeq lists its product as uncharacterized. Gene Ontology annotation, biological process: lipid metabolic process. The transcript is spliced from 2 exons. Bases 66 to 863 code for a protein of 265 amino acids. Lineage: Eukaryota; Viridiplantae; Streptophyta; Magnoliopsida; Fabales; Fabaceae. Gene Ontology annotation, molecular function: oxidoreductase activity, acting on the CH-CH group of donors. The record is from RefSeq and is a predicted model, not a curated record.